This is a messenger RNA of Impatiens glandulifera, 1090 nucleotides long. RefSeq names its product protein SYM1. Gene Ontology annotation, cellular component: cytoplasm; membrane. Lineage: Eukaryota; Viridiplantae; Streptophyta; Magnoliopsida; Ericales; Balsaminaceae. The transcript has 4 exons. The record is from RefSeq and is a predicted model, not a curated record. Bases 128 to 859 code for a protein of 243 amino acids.
GAAGGCUCAGUCAGAGAGUUAGUUCAAAAUCCCAGAUAAUCUCCUCAAUUUGCUCCGAGUUCGCGGCGUUAUUUCUCUGCAAAUCCUUCCCCUAUACGAAUUCGUGUGACAAGAACUCAAAAGAGCGAUGAUGAUGGGUAUUCAACAUGCCAGAUACUUAAAGAGAUUUGCAUCUCACAAUCUCUCUUCGAAUUCCAUCUAUUUUAAAUGUCCUGAUCUUUUCAGAAACCGGGCUCCUUCCUUUUAUGGAUCAAUUCCUCGUUCUUCAAAUUCAUUUUCGUCUUCAUCAUCUUCUUCUUCGAAUUCAAACAUGGGUUUCCUUGGAUGGUAUUUGGGUAUGCUCGAAAGAAAGCCAAUCUUAACGAAAAGCAUAAGUGCAUCUCUAAUUUACGCAGCGGCAGAUGUUACCUCACAGAUGAUCACAUCUGAACCAACCGGCGGCGGAAGUUAUGAUUUGGUAAGAACAUUGCGGAUGGCUGGGUUUGGAAUGAUAUGUGUUGGGCCAUCACAACAUGUAUGGUUCAACUAUGUAGCAAGGAUCCUUCCCAAGCGUGAUAUAGCAAGUACCUUAAAGAAAAUUUCAAUGGGUCAGCUUCUCUAUGGACCUUGCUUAAAUGGAACAUUCUUCUCCUUCAAUGCUGCUCUACAAGGUGAAAACCAUAAGGAAAUAGUUGCCCGUCUGAAACGAGAUUUACUGCCCACUUUAGCUAAUGGUCUAAUGUUCUGGCCACUCUGUGAUUUUCUUACCUACAAGGUCAUUCCUGUUCAUUUGCAGCCGCUGGUUAAUAGUUCAUUUGCAUAUUUGUGGACCAUAUAUUUGACAUAUGUGGCAAGCUUGAAGAAAGCAGCUGUAUAUUAAUUAAUACAUCUCUCAAAAAAGGAUGAUGAUGAUGGAGCAACAAGGUAAAGGUAAAGAAUCUAUGAAGAACAUCUUAGGAUUUUAGUUCGCACUCAUAUAAUUGCUUGUCUUGUUUUGAUCUCUUGUUCCUUUAAGUAUUAUUAAUAAAAUUGAACCUAUAUUUUGUUAGGGUCUGUUUCAAUAAAAUGUUGGUCUGAUUACUCAACACGGUUUAGCACAUGUUUUUUUUAU